AUGAGCACUCGGAAAUUGCUCAGGUCGGCAGUUUGCCAACAGCGGGCGUGUUGGAGAUGCGAAACUGCGUUAUCAUUGACUCUCUUUAUGAAAGUCCCUAAGCGUCCGCGGACGCUAUUGCACUGGGAGGUCAUUUCUCGCAAUCGAGGUCCCGUAGGCACUUGGCCUAGCAUCUCAAAGCAUGCGGAUCGGCGAGCCUUCACAGUUUCAGUGCCUGCUCAGACCAAUCCGAAAAGCACAACAGGUCAGUCAAUCGGCUACUCGCAGCUACCUACUUUGACGACGUGCAUUCUCGCUCAUAUCGAUCACGGAAAAAGCACGCUUGCGGAUCGCCUUCUUGAGCUCACUGGAACGAUUCCAAAGGUCAACGCUGCAGACCCCAAAGGUGUCAAUAGACAAGUCCUGGAUACUUUGCAAGUAGAAAGACAACGCGGAAUCACAGUGAAAAGUCAGGCUGUUAGCAUGAUCUACGAAGCGCAAUCUGGAAAGGAGAAGGGUAACAAGUGGCUUCUCAACUUGAUCGAUACACCAGGUCAUGUUGACUUCUCCUACGAAGUCUCCCGCUCACUUUCAGCUUGCCAAUCUGCGCUGUUGCUCGUGGAUGCGACGCAAGGCGUACAAGCACAGACAAUUUCGGUCUUCCGGGUUGCGUCUGCACAGAAGCCGAAGUUAUCCAUCAUUCCGGUAAUCAACAAGAUCGAUUUGCCAAACUCAGACAUUGAUAAAUGCAUCGCGCAGAUGCGUUCCAUGCUUGGUCUGGAAGUACAACGUCCCGGAACAUCAGAGGACAGCGGUAUCGAGCCGAUACUUAUAAGCGCAAAGACGGGGCAAGGCGUCGAGCAGGUCCUCGAAGCACUUGUCGCCAGUGCACAGUCCCGACCAACCCUGCCGACGGUACGCUCCUCGCAACACCUCCAAGCCUUGGUAUUCGACUCGUGGUAUGACCAGUUUAAAGGAGUCGUCGCGCUCGUAGCUGUGCGUGAAGGCACUCUCUUAAAGGGUGAGCGGAUCGCGUCCAAAAUGACGGGGAAACUGUACGAAGUCUUGUCUCUUGGCAUCAACCACCCCGGACCAACAGAGACUCCCUCACUCAGAAGCGGUCAGGUCGGAUGGCUUAUUUGCAACAUGCGAAACAUCAGUGAUGCCAAGAUUGGAGACAUCUUCCAACACCCGGGGGAACCCAAGCGCAGUCGCCCACAGGAUGAAGAAAUGUCGGCCGCACUGCAUGACGCUUCCCUUAAAGCACUGACUCCCAUGGUCUAUGCAGGUCUCUAUCCUAGUGAUUCCACAGAGUUUGGAAAGCUAGAAGAGAGCAUUCAGAAGCUCGCGCUGAACGAUCGCAGCGUGACGGUGACGCGCGAGAGCAGCGCAGCCUUGGGCCAGGGGUGUCGGAUAGGGUUUCUCGGUACCCUGCAUUUGGAUGUGUUCCGUCAGCGCCUGCAAGACGAGUUCAAGCAUGAAGUCCUCGUCACAGCGCCAACUGUCACGUACCGUGUGCGGUAUGCACCUGACCGUGCACCGCAAGACGUUCUGCGGCAGAAUCAGCUGAGUGAGGAUGGAGGCGGUGUCUACAAGUUCUGCUCCAACCCCCUUGAAUUUCCAGAGGAGCACGAGCGAAAGACGAUCAUCGAGGCAGUCGAAGAGCCGCUGGUUAAAGGUCGCCUGCGAUGCCCUCAAGAUUGCGUCGGCGACAUGAUGGCACUGUGUGCAGAGCAUCGCGGCGUGCAGCUCGAGUACGACUUUGAACAGGUCGGUGUCGAGGCAAGUUCCUAUGCUGGAGGUGGUGAUCAGAUUUCCGUCGAGCUCGUCUAUCGCUUACCUCUGAGCGAGAUUGUGACCGAUUUCUACGACAAACUCAAGUCGCGGUCCUCCGGUUUUGCAACAUUCGAGUACGAGCAUGACGGGUACGAACCGAGCGACCUGGUCAGAGUCUCUUUUCUGGUCUCUGGUACACCUGUGGAUCCACUCAGCACUAUCUGCCACCGCAGCAAAGCGCAGCAGGUUGGGAAAGCGUGGGCUGGCAAGUUAAAAGAGGCCAUCCCUCGCCAAUUGCACGAGGUUGCGAUUCAGGCAAUGGCGAACGGCAAAGUCAUUGCAAGAGAAACGAUCAAGGCUUAUCGCAAGGAUGUGACUGGAUAUCUCUAUGGCGGUGACGUGACGCGCAAGAUGAAGCUCUUGGCUAAGCAAAAGAAAGGGAAGAAGAAAACAGCCGCCCGGGCCUUUGGCAAUGUUCACAUCCCACAAGAGGCUUUUGCGCAGGUCCUGGACAGGCGCUAG
Messenger RNA from Tilletiaria anomala UBC 951, 2277 nucleotides. RefSeq names its product GTP-binding protein lepa. Gene Ontology annotation, molecular function: mitochondrial ribosome binding; GTP binding; GTPase activity. The transcript is spliced from 3 exons. Gene Ontology annotation, biological process: positive regulation of translation. Bases 1 to 2277 code for a protein of 758 amino acids. NCBI's taxonomy places the organism in Eukaryota, Fungi, Basidiomycota, Exobasidiomycetes, Georgefischeriales, Tilletiariaceae. The record is from RefSeq and is a predicted model, not a curated record. Gene Ontology annotation, cellular component: mitochondrion.